Coniophora puteana RWD-64-598 SS2 is the source of this 1302-nucleotide messenger RNA. RefSeq lists its product as uncharacterized. The record is from RefSeq and is a predicted model, not a curated record. NCBI's taxonomy places the organism in Eukaryota, Fungi, Basidiomycota, Agaricomycetes, Boletales, Coniophoraceae. The coding region runs from base 1 to 1302 and encodes 433 amino acids. The transcript has 4 exons.
AUGUCGGCCUCAACCUCACUUCCCCCUCAGCAGCUCCCCCCACUUCCUUCGUAUUUCGAAGACGCUGGCCUUGGCCGACUGGCUCAUGCGUUAGUAUCUCGCGACAGGGUAUCGGAGGACGAGGAGGAACAGCUGAAUUGGACAGUGCACUGGCUGUUGAUGAUGGACAACUUCCGUUCGAUGUCGGCUACGAUCCUUCAUCACGUCGCGCCCUCCGCCUUGUUCAGCGAUCUCGUCCUGGGCCCUGUGACCCAUCCGUUCUCCGACGCGUUCACCGUCCCGCCGUCCCUCCGCAUCCCACCUGGCUACGAGGAUACUACCACCAUCGGGUCCGACGUGUGGUGGCAAGGUGUGGGUCAGGGCCGAUGGUGGUCUGAUGGGUCAUCCGACGAAGAGGAUGACACGCGCAUGGCAUCCCCUGCGCCUCACCCAUCGACGUUGUUAUCCCACGGUACUGUUUGCACCCCCGGCCCUUCGAACGCUCCUCCAAACAAGUUCAAGGCGGCGCAACAGCAGUUCGGCGGCGUUGUGAUUCAGACGACGUCCCGGGCCAUUGGGGCGACGGUCACCGGUGGGAGCAAAUUGGUUCAGCGACCGGACGGUUCGUCGGAUGCCACGUCGGACGUAGACUCUGACGAAUGGGAGGUGAACUCAUGCACGACCGAAUACGCCGAGGACUUGAACCUCACGCCAAGGAACGAAAUCAACGACAGGACGCAUUGGGUACAGGCGGACCUGAAUCGCCCCAAGCGUCCGAUCGAGCACAGGGAUGCAUGCGUCUACUGCCUGCGGAAGACCACACGUUGCAUCGGACCGUCCGGAGAGUCGUGCUUAGUAUGCCACUAUGUCUGCAAGGGCGUUUGCCCAUGGGCGUCCGGUGGCGGGUCGAGGCCAAAGAAGAAGAGGGCGAGGCGAGGCAAUGAAGAUGUAUUGGAGCGACCUGAGAUGACGGCACCGCAGGACUAUUGGGGCGACAUCCCGGAGGGCGUUUACCGCGAGGCCAAGGAGAGGAUUGAGUCGUUGAAGAGGAAGUGGAACAGCAUGGCGGCAGACAGAGGGGAUCGAGUUGCGCGACCAAAAGCAAGCCGGACGAAGAAAGUGACUACGAAGUCCCGGGUGGCCGCGAUGAACAAGGAUCUCGCAGGUCCCAUCCGUGCGGCCUUGGCUUCAAUCAAUGAGCAGUUGGAUCUCCUCGAGAAGGCUAUCGACGAUGCCCCAACGUUGGACGAACUUUGCUCGGUGGCCGCGCAGGUCGACGGCUUGAAGGUGCCGGGUGUAGAGGUCGAGACGGGGGCAGAGUAG